GAUCCGCCAGAACGGCUGCAACGCCCAGAAAUGGCAAAUGACAAAAGGCCAUGUACAAACAACGGUAGUGAAGCAGUAUGUGAAUAAAGUCAUCACAUCUUCUUCCCACUUACAUCAUUUGCCAAGAAAAUUUAUUUCACCCUAUGCAAAAACAGCAAUUAAAAAUACUGACAGAAAGCAAAACUCUAGACAGCCUCUGUUUGGCCCUAACAUUCAUCUGCAAUCGGCAGUGGUAUCAAGAAGGUCAGGACUUCAAGAUUGUUCCACACAUCAAACAAAAUCAGUUCAGAGCAGUGAUAGAAUAUCAAACCUAGGCAGCUACAAAUCAGACAGUACAAACAAUUUCUGCCUUAUAUUGCCAUCCAAGAGAAACAGACCUGUCAGUGCUCCAGCAGGUCAGCUAAGAUGUACACAGUUCUCUUCCCCAAGACUCCAGCUGGCCCAGAAAGAAUCUGAAGUGCCCCAAGUUAUUAAAUGCCAGCCAAGGGUAAUCAAAGUAACAGCUUACAAGAAUGGCACAAGAAGUAUCUUUGCUAGGAUUGCUGUACCAUCCAUUAAGCUGCUGCUGGAGGAGUGCACUGAAAAACUGAAUCUGAACAUGGCUGCACGACGAGUGUUCUUGGCAGACGGCACUGAAGCACUAGAACCUAAAGACAUACCCCAUGAUGCCGACAUUUAUAUUUCAACUGGAGAGCCUUUUUUAGAUCCAUUCAAAAAAAUUAAAGACCAUCUGUCAUUAAUGAAGAAAGUAACUUGGACGAUGAAUGGUCUGGUUCUUCCUUCUGGUGUCAAGAGAAGGAAAACCAAGCCUGUCCUUUCCAAUCGCAUGAAGAAGCUUAUUGAGAAGUCCUCACUCAGGAUUUUGGUGUUUAAGAAUUGCUCUGGGCAGGAUGGCUAUGAGAUUAUUGCAACACGGGACCAAAUUGAAAAGUUUUUAGAUGCUUGCACAAUAAGAAUGAAUCUUACUUCACCAGCAAAGCAUCUGUACAACAUUCAUGGAGCAAAAAUUGAAGAUCUCAUCAGUGUUCCUCUGCUUGACAAAUGCCUGCAAAAUUCCAUCACACCUUUGCGUGGACCUGUUUGGGUCUCUAAGGGAGAAGGUUUCAGCCCCUCAGGAGCAAAGAUGUAUAUCCAUGGAGUUCUUUUGGCCUUAUACCAACGAUUAAAGUCUGCAAAAAACUAUUGCAAACAGAUGGAUUUUGCCAUUGAUGGUCAGAGAAGGGAAAUCACAGAAAAAGGCAUUCUUUCAAUGACAACAGAGGAAUUAUACUUAGAGCAAGAAAAGGUGAACAAGCUGAUUGAGGAAUUGCAAGUGGCUAUCAAGAGCUACAAAGGUCACCUCUCAAAACUUGCCCCACAAUUGCAGGCUGAGCAGGAGCAGUGUGCCUCUUAUGUCUACCAACACAUUAAAAGGCUUCCAGCAAACAUUGUUCUCCCACAAGGCUUGCAGCUAAAGGUAUAUGAAAAUGGCAAAGACACAGGGGAGAUCCUAGUUUAUAUCAACAAAAAAGAGAUGGAGAAUAACUGUAGGAAUCAACCCAGUGUUAUGAUGGAUAGGCUGCUGCAUAUGAUUCAUGAAAAACUACAAUAUUCAGCAGACUUCAAACCAACAGGCCUCAAUCUUAUUCCUGCCCGGCUUUUUGAUGAGAAAGGACAAGAAAUUAAAAACCCACUUUUACUGAAGAAUGAGCAAAAAAUUUGGGUUUCUUAUGGUAAAGAUUACAGGUCUCCCUUAAACCAUGUUCUAAGUUUGACCUUUGACAGAGUGACUGCAGCUGAGAAGGAUGGUAUCACAAUUAUUUACAAAACUCUUCUGGAUCCUAAUGUUGAUCUGCUGCCUGGAUGUGACAAUUGGGAAGCUUGUACAGAAUUUCCAGACAACUUCCAGUGCACAAACCACCAGACACUUCAAAACUUGGAAAAGGUGGACAUGAAUAGCCAUUUUAUACAGUACAAGGCCGAUCCCCAGAUAGUUUUUCAUGUCUCUGUUGCCAUGGAUAAAAUGAGGAAGGUACUUCCCAGAAGAAUGGACUGUCAGGAUCUAAAAGUCCCAUCAACACUGUGGCCUUUGGCUAACAUGUGGCUAAUCACAAAGGCUGGAAUGAUUCUGAGUCGAGCUAUGGUACAGAGCUGUCUAGCUAUUGGUCAUCCAAUUAGAGUUGAGACAGAUGAUGGCACAUCUCUGGAAGGAUAUAAGUUAACAGUACAGAAAAGAGACAAAAGUAGCAUCUAUCAACACUGGGGGUUUAGAAAUGAUGGUUCUAUCUAUUGUAAGGCUUACCCUGAGUUUCUCCUGACCUACCUAGAGGAGCUAAAUGUAAGAGAGGAGGUGACCCAGAUGGAACACCACAUCCACCAUGGGGCCUGGUCUACAGCUCAUCAGGAGAUAGAGAGCAGCUCCGCAGAAGAGGUCACUGUACCAAGCCAGAGGCAGGUUCUGCAAAAAAAUGUCAACAACUCCAAUCAGAAACAACUUUCAGGACCUUUGGACGCCCAUUUAAUGCCUGCAGGUCCCCUAAGGGAGACUAUGCAGCUGACAGUCGCACUGGUGAGGAAACUAGAAGAGAAACAUCCUAAGGCCUCAGCUCAAAGAUGGGCUAUAAAGCAUGAAGGGACAACUAAACCAGACCAAUGGAAACAUUCCAAAGUGGAGAAUCCGCUAUGGAAUAAGCUGACAUACAUGUGGCCUGUCCUUCCAAAUGGAGAACUUAAUGAGGAUUUUGACUGGCCAAUUGAGGGAUUGCUGGUUCCAAACAGUCCUUCACUUAAGAAACCAGCUGGCAAGAAGUCAGAUUGCUAUAUACCUGUGAGAUUGAGGGCUUUGCACAAUGGAGACAGGGACAAAAGCAAGGCUAUCACCAUCAUUGGACCUGAUGUUACAAAUAUGCUAAACAGACAAAAUAUUCAUCCUGAAAAGAAACAGAAAACAAAGGAGAACCAGAAAAUGCAUCCUGAUGAAGACCGUGGAAUGGAAAUAUACAAGAUAGAAUUUCAGCACUUUUUGGACAAAUGUACUGCAAUGUUGAAUUUACCUGCUGCUGCUCGAAGAUUGUUCACUGAAAAAGGCGUGGAACUCUUUCUUUUGAAAGGCCUUGAGAGAGAUCAGCUGGUGUAUGUGUCAUGUGGAGAACCGUGGAUUGAUCCACACUUGACUGUGGCUCAGCACAAAAAACGUCUCCUACUCAAUAAUCUAGCGUCAGAUAUAUCUGCAAUUCAUGCCUACUGUAUCAUGCGUAACCCUGAAAUUCUAGUUUUAGGAGUAAGGAGCAAUAUUGCUGCUGGAGCCAAACUUUUUGUGGAUAGAUGUCUUGUGGCUUUUGAAGAAGAAAAACUAACUGAGGAGCUGCAGGAAAAUCAAACAGAAGAAAUGUUUCUGAAUAUAAAAGAUGAUUCAGAUCUACCUCAACCAAAGCUGAAUGCAGAAUUGCAGAAGGCUCACCAUCAGCAGUUUGAGUUUAGAGACAAACAGAUUAUAAACUGUGCAUUCCCAGGGCUUGUUUUGGGGAUACAGGAUGCUAAUCUGCGUGCUGGGACUGAAGUUGUUUUGGUGGAAAAGAAACCUGAUGAUACCAAUCAGCGCUGGAGAUGGAGAGAUCAUGACAGGACAUUUCAUUUGAUGAGUGAUCCAAAUCUAGUGCUAGCAGUGUCAAUGCCCAGCACACAGCCUAGAUAUUCAAAAUGUGCACUGGACAUGAAAGGAUGCGCUGUUGUUCUGCAGAAAUAUAAAGAAUACAGCAAUGGGGCUGCCAAUCAAAAGUGGCAUUACAUGGAAAAUGCAGGAGUAUUUAGUGCCUUUUACAGCACAGUACUGGAUCAAGAAAUCACAGCAGCAAAUCAUGUUUCUGUUUGCACAUUCUCUGUGACCAGUAGAGAAAAAAUAGACCAGCCAGGCUACUGUUUUCUUUCACCUAGUGGAAAGCAGAAGUUCAUGAUAUGCUUGGCUUGUGCAAGGGCCAUAAGAGGAAAGAAAGAACUGAAAAAAUUACCCACAGGUAGCAUGUUCUUCUGUGCCUCUGGCUCUGAGGAAGCAAAUCAUUUCUCCUUGGGGCCUUUUAAGUGUGUUAAUGUGAUGAAGACUGAUUUAUCCACAUUGGAAGCUGAAAAUACCUUGAAUUAUUUAGAAGAAGUUCUAGCAUCUUUGCGGACCGAAACCUCCAUACAAACAAUCUCAGAAAAGAUCUCUGCAGCUAUGAACCAGAAAGCGGUGAAAAUAAUUGCAUACAGAAAUGGAGCUGGCUACCAAAAUGGUCAGUUAAUCAUUGCUAGCACAUUCCCUAUGCUGCUUACCAUGUGUACAAGACAACUUGAACUUACCAGGAAAGCCUGCAGACUAUAUACCAGUGAUGGAAUCCUAAUGCUUACCCUGCCAGAUUUAGUCACAUGGGCUGUAAAUGAGUGUUUCAGACAAAGUGACUCAGAAGAAGACUAUAAAGAGAGAACUGCAAUCACUGACAGUGCUGAAGGUGGGGCUGCACUGCAUACGGAAGAUAAGUACAUGGAGAAAGCGAAGAUAAAGUCAGAAUUAUCCUUGAUGACUCCAGACAGUUUGAACAUGAUAGAUGAUUCUUUGCUCACCAUCAUCCUCAGAAAUCCUAUAGAGGUCUGGGUUUCCUGUGGAGAACCUUUUCUACCUUUGGAUGCUUUGCAAAAGGCAGCAAGGCAAGAGAAACAAAACUGGUUAGAGAAGGACAAAAUUUUGGCUGAUCUAGAUGCUAUGAAACACAAAAUGAGACAGCUGCAAGGGCGACGAAUAACAGCCUUUAAACCAUCCACCUUGGUGCCUACAAAAAGCCCAGUUCAGCCUGUAGUAGUAGAAGGAGGCUGGACUGAAGAAACCGAAGAAGAGAUGAGGCUCAUGGAAAAUAUACAACAUACCGAGACACACUUCUCAGAGGUUCAAGCAUCACAGUUCGAAAGAAGUUCUCCAUUUUCAUCUAAACUGCUGUCAUCCAAACACAGAUGUCUGUAUGAUCAACCAUCUGCAAAAAGAGUGUGGGCUUACCGGAAUGGUUAUAAACCCGAGCAAGGAGUUUAUGCCUGGGGAAAAACAAUUUCAGAGCUGCUGGAUAACUGCACCACCAGGCUAAAUAUGCAACAGCCUGCCAAGGCUCUGUAUACACCGGAUGGUGAGCCACUCCAGUCAUGGGAUGAAAUAGAGAGAGACAUGCUUCUGUGUGUUUCUGCUGGAAGUCCUUUUCUGAGCAGAAGAGCCAUCAAGCAGCAGGUGGAAGUUAGAGCUAUUUAUGCCAGAAUCCGAAAGCAGCAAGGUCCAGAUGCCACUAAUAUUGUUGUCUCUCCUUCAGAGAAACUUAAAGGACAGAGAGAAAUUGCUUUGGCUGUCAGUAAACAAGUGAUUCCAGAAGAACAGUGGAAAAAAUGUCAUCAGCAAAUUAUCUUUAUUUGUUUCAAGCUCACUGCAAUCUACUGGCGUACUCUUCUGCACAAUUAAUCUGGUGUGACAUAAAAUGCAUUUCAGAAAUGCUGCAUUCUGAUGGCUGACCUCCUGUAUACAAUGCACGGAUCUUGGGAAAUCAGUUACAGUGUUUGUGCAUACAUAUGCAGUAACUGCUUUUCAAAAGUGCAUGGCAAUGUGUGCUCCAUAUCUAAGGAAAUAAUUAAGUAUUGUGGCCAUGGGCUAUGUAAAUUCCAUAGCUUUCAGAAUUAGUCCACAGUGUUGAGGGACUGGAUAAUUAGAAAGAAUUUUCAGAACCUGUUCUUGCAAAGGCAGUCUGCAGUGAUUUUGUGUUUGAAGGGAAUAGUUGCAGGGAUCAGUUCUAAAAUACAUAUAUGUAAUUUGGAGAACAAUCCUCAGUAGGAAAAAUAGCUUUAGCAUAUGUCUAUAGGUGAAGUAAUUUACAUUGAAUUGAUUAAGAAUCCUAAUUAAACGUGUUUCUAAAGAUACUUGUUUUUGUAAUGUUCUAAAGUCCACUUUUUAUCAGGAAUGAUCUAAAAAUAAACCGUGUUCUGAGCUUCUGCAUUGGUCCCUUGCAGAAAUGAACAGCAGCAGAAAAAAGUGGCAGGCAAAACAUUUCACACACCAUAAUCGUCACAGGUAUCCCAAGUUCUUUGAAAAUGCUACUCCAUGAGCUAUACAAUCAGAUUUGCUUGUUGUGCUUCUGAAGACAAGUUACCACCAUUUUUAAUGCACAAAGACUGUCACUAUUUUGGGAAGAAAAUCUUUAUUAGUUGGAAAAGAGCCUAAUGUUGAACAUACACACACAAAAAGCCUUCACCUGAAGCAGACACAUAGUACACCAAAGAGAAAAUUAAUUAGUGAGCAAACCAGUGGAAAAUUGUUCUUACCAAAAGAAAGAAGCUUAAGAGCCUACUCCAACACUCACUAAAGUCAAUGGUAGCCUUUCCAUUGACUUCAGUCGGUAUUGCGUAAGAGCCUAAGUUAAUAUUCCUUGCUGUUGUAAAGUCAUUUAUUGUAGCUUUACACAGUCCCUUUCAGCCAAAGCUAACAACCUACUACUUUGGCCUUUGGUGGGGGUGGCGUGGGGUCUAGCUAUGAGAUAGGCGGAGACUAAGACAGAUUUGUUGGUCAGAAUAAGAGUCACAAGAUAGCUGUAACUAAACAUAGGCAGACACUUACUGUAGAUAUCUAGAUCUUGUUCAGUGAUGAUCAUAGGUCAGGCUUGAUAAAUAUGGGUCAGUUUGCUGGGUAGUUCUGUCUGAGCAAAUGUAAUUUCUACUACUUUUGUACUAUUUAACAGAUGACAUUGUUGCUAAUAUUCACUGAGACAGCUUUAUGAGGCUCAAUGGUACUCUGUUUGCUCUUAUUUAAACACAUUAUUGUCUUUCUUAUACUAAUUUAGCCAAAGAUUAAAGUUAAUCAGGGAUGUGUGGUAAAGAUUUAAGAGUAUUCUUGCUUAGACAGUUAGAAAAUAAAAUUCAGUAGUCUUUUAAGAAAUCAUCCAUCAUCACACAUAAAAACCUUUCUAAUUACAAAUAUAAGGGCAGAUCUUCACCUGAUGUAACUUGUUAAAGCUCCAGUGAAGUCAACUAUACUAUUACUGUAAAUCUUGUCAUAAAAUCAAAUACAUAUAAAUCCAACUUUUAAGUACGUUGGCUGGCUGUUUCCCGGGAUUAGGUUUCUCUCUCUCUUCCAAGUAUUCAAGGUUCUUUCUCUCAGGUUCCUCUUCAGACUUCUCUGUCUUCUCUCCAGAUCAUCUCUGCUGUUAAAGCAUCUUUUUAAGGCCAAUAUUCACACCCUUUGUCUUCUUCCAAGACCUUUCUGCCUCUACCAACCUUCUACUGGUCACAGUAAUUUAUUUUCCAGAACUACAGCUUGUCACAUCCAUGCCAAAGCCACAUUUUCAAAACUAGGUGAAGCCUAGAGCUGUAAGUGGGUUAAGUGCAUUUCUCUGCCAAAAAAGAGUGGAAUUUCACAAGUACUUUUGAGAACAAAAUUUAGCCAAGUGUUUGGUGGUCUGACUGGUUAUGAUGGUGCCAAUGGUUUGCUAUUAUAAUUUUUGGAAAGUAUUCAGGCUAUUAUGUAAGAUAUCUGUGUUCACAUAGAGACUCAUCAAGAGAUGCACUCUAGGGUUACACUUCUAACCUAAAUAGUUCAUGUUCUUAUUCAAAAGUAUAUUUGAAAUUUGUUCUCCGACAGAUUUAAUUAUGAGCUAAAUUCUGCUUGUUAGGCACAGCCUGUUACAGGCUUCUUCCCAGAAUUCCCAAUUGCCCCGGGGAAGUGAAUUGUUGAUCCCUUUGAGCUGUGCAACAUAUUCUUUCCCUCCUUGUGUGUGGCUGACCAGCAGAGUUAGCUGGCACGUUGCGGGGCAGAGCCAUGGCUAUACUAACUUCCCAUCACUAGUUGCUCCAAGCAAUGUAGGUGAACAACAUAGGAGAACAGCUCAUGAUUCUGGACGACCCUUAUCCAGGUAAUGCAAUGUAGAUGAGUCCUUAUUCUUCCCCCUACUGUAUGCCCAUGUAAGCAUGACCAUGAUUCAGCUUCAUAUUUGAAGGAUAGCAUAUGCAAAGGUAAGAACUAGCAUUAGAGUUAGUCCAAAAGUGGAACUUCAAAUCCAAAUCCCUUCAAAGUCUUGGUGAUCAAAUUCACCCCUUCAUCUUUGAUUCCAGUUAGGAGCCUAUUUUCCAGUUUAGAUUUGAUCAGAAUUCUGCAAAAAUAGCUACAUUUUUAUUUCUUCCUCAGGCUGAUUCUGUGAUAUUUCCACCACCUAAAUCAUGAGAAGACAGUGUUCAGGGUAUCGGCAUCACUGUAAAUCCUAGCCUUGAACCUAAAUCUUGAACUAUACCAUGGGUGAAAUCCAGGCUUCACUGAAAUCAAUGGGACUUUUGUCAUGGACAAAGAAGCCAGGAUUUUGACCCAUAUACUUACCGGUAAUUCAGAUUCCAACCCAAACACUUCCUGCACACAUCUCUGAUUAGGACUAUAAUUAAACAGAGAGACAUGAAAUUGUUUCAGGAGUCUAGAUGCUGCAGUGGGAUAGUGUAUUAGCUUUUAAUCUCUGGAGAACAGGGUUCAAAAUCUAUUAAAGGUUGCAAACAAAAAUGAAUUGGGUUGCAUAGUUUGGUAAAAUUGCAUGAGUAGCAGUCUCUACUUAAAAGAAUUCUAGGAGUGGAAAAAAGACAAGGUGCUUUGGCAAAGCUGUGUAAAGAAGUUUAAACAGUAAUUGCAAACCCAAUCCUAAAUUCUGGUUAAUAUCAGUCACUUUCAUAAGUAUUAAAUUCAUUUUUAAAACAAAUUCUCCAUGAAAACAAUAGGGUUUUGAUUCUGCCACACGUAGACUGAGUGGCAGAAUUGAAACCUACUCACCAUUUUGGUUAUCAACUGAUUUUGAAAACAGACUUGCACUGCAAUAGAGGAAGAAUAGCCUCAUUACUUCCUUAUAAGACAUUUUUAGUGCAUUCUGGUUGAAUAAUUUUUAGGAUAGGUCUGAUAUAGCUUUCCUGGGUAUGUAAAAGCUUUGGCUAAAGACUAUAGCUCUUCUGAUUGUGUUAUUUAGUGUGAUUUAAACAGACAUAAAUCAAUAGCUUAGAAAUGUCAUGUUUUCAUUAAAAUUGUUUGAUCUCAUUAGUUUAGAUUAUGGUUAAAAUAUAGAGGAUAUACUAGUAAAAUCAAUCAAAGCGGAACAAAUAAGAAGUGCUUGUAAAGUCACUUGGAUUCCUAACAUGCUAGAUCUCAUUAUUAGAGGUACUUACAGAGAAAUAAUUUCCUACAGAAAAAUGCUAAACCCCAUGCCCACGGUGUUCUAUGGUGCAGAGAACAGCAAGUGGACACUGAGCUAGAUUCUGCCUUUUCUCAUACACCAGUGAAACCUCAUUAAAGUUUGUGGAGUUAUUCUAGUGUAACUGAGCAGAAUUUGGCCAACAUUUUAAAUUUGUUUGGUUUUAAACCUUUACUGAAAGAGGAUGGUUCCAAUACAAAGACUCUCCACAAUGAAACAUAAUCUUGAUUACCCAAAGGACUAGUGAAUCUGAUAGGCAAAAUAUUUCCUUAAAUGUUUUCCUUUUGCAAAACUUCCAAGCUUAAAAUCAGGAAAUAUAUUAUCUAUAAAGGAUGAACGGGAAUAUGACUUUGGAUUUGGGAAAGGGAUAUGUUCUCUUUUAUUUAUAUACUCCUCCCUCCCAGCAUUUUCCCCAUUCCUCAUUUCAAGGCCAUAGCCACCUGGCAAUCUGUAUUUAUUACAGGCUGAUGUACUGAAGAUAGUUCUAUAGAAGACAGAGGAAUUAAAAACCCAUUUCAGUAUGGCACCUAAAUGAGAUGUUGGGAAAAUAUUUAGAUCCCAAGCCUGCCCUAAAAUGUUGGUACAAUGAAAACCCAUUGAAAUCUUUGGGAGUCUCAUAUGCAUAACCAAGGGCAUAAUUUGACUCUUAAUUUAAAAAUUAUUUUCUAAUUUAUUCAUAUCACUUAACUGAAAGUAAUUAAAGCCAAAUUCAGGACACCAUUCCUACUAAGGAAAAAACUUAAGUACAUGCUUAAAUUGUGUUGAAGUCAAGUUAAGCAGGUGCUUACAUGCUUUCCUGAAUCAGGGUCUCAAUACUCAAUUCUUUGUGUUAAUUGAUCACUUACAUGUUUAUACUUUUUAUUUUAUAAACCAUACAUAUUGUAGUAUGAUAAACCAUACAUACUAUUUGCUCCUUGAUUAAUGAAAGAUAUUGAAACACAUCAUUUGACCCUUACUCACACAAAUAAUUCUUACUAACAUUAGUCACAUCGAAAUCCAUAAGAUUUAGAGGAAAAGGUCCUUCUCAUGUGAGCAAAAUGUUUCGGGGCUGGGUCCAAUACUAUUAAUGAAUGAAUGAAUUACUAUUGUAUUGAGGUGAUAUUUUUGAUACUUUACAAUGUAUGUUUUGUGUAGCA
Molecule: messenger RNA, 10330 nt
Organism: Mauremys reevesii (Reeves's turtle)
Lineage: Eukaryota; Metazoa; Chordata; Testudines; Geoemydidae
Gene: DCDC1
Product: doublecortin domain containing 1
Exons: 39
Coding region: 38-5449 (1803 amino acids)
Biological process (GO): intracellular signal transduction; regulation of mitotic cytokinesis
Molecular function (GO): microtubule binding
Source: RefSeq, a predicted model, not a curated record